Tetrahymena thermophila SB210 is the source of this 684-nucleotide messenger RNA. RefSeq names its product transmembrane protein, putative. The record is from RefSeq and is a predicted model, not a curated record. The transcript has a single exon. NCBI's taxonomy places the organism in Eukaryota, Ciliophora, Oligohymenophorea, Hymenostomatida, Tetrahymenidae.
AUGCCUUUCCCUUACAUACUAUUCACUUUACUAGUAAUAUUUUGGAUACAAGCUUUUAGAUAGUUGUGUAAAUACGUGUGCUCUCAAAUAGCUUUUUCUAUCUUAUCAAUGGUGCACUGGCUAUUUGCUUUUAUCUAUUUCUAACUGAUUGUUUCUAUUGAGUUGGAUAAAGAUGUAUAAUUUAAAGUAUUUGGAAAUGAACUAACUGAGAUUUAGAUGUAUUUCCAUGUUCUUACCUGCUCUUACUUUGGAUUUGAUAUUGUGGCUAAAUUCAUUAAAAAAUAGCUUAACUUGUGGCUAUUUAUUCACCAUGGACUAACACUGUUAUUUAUAGCUGUUGCUUUAAGUGAAAAAUAAUCUGGGUGUGAGAAUAUCUACAUUUUAAGAUAUGCCACCUUCUGCAAUGUCCCUAUGAAUUUACGAGAUAUAUUUAGGGCAUUAGAUUUGAGGCAAACAAUAUCAUAUCAUUAUCUUAACUGCCUUUAUGCUAUAAUUUACAGUUUCAAUUUCAUUUUCAUGCUGCCAAUGUGCUUAAUUUAAUUCUUAUAUAGCAAUACAAUAAAUAGCACCAUUAUAUUGCUUGCAUUUUUAUGCGCAUAAGCACUCUAUACGAUUAAAAAAACUCACAUCCCUCAAUUUACAAAAAGUUCUAAUUUUAUAAUUAAGAACAUAAGAAACUAUUGA